UUAUCACGAUAAAUUUUUUGACAGUUCGACAGCGACAAGUUGAGUUGUCGCACGAUGUAAAGUUUAUAAAUUAUUAGAAAAUCAUUACUAAAGUUUGUGUAAAUGAAAUAGGAUACGAUACUAGACACUACCGUUUAUUCAGUAACGUUAUUUUCCUGUAAAAUCCAAUAUCUAAAGUUAUUAUCGUGCGAGGUUAGAACCGCUUGUCAAGUACACGUAUGCAGCUAUGUUAGUCUUAUGUUCAGAUUUUGUGAUUUUUGAGUGAAAUGACGUGAAAAGAACCCUAAGGAAACACACGAAAAACAAUGUUGCCCCUUACGCAAAAGGACACGCGGGCCCCGCGCGGAACUGUGGGUGGAAUACGUGAAAAGAUAGCAAAUUGGAUGAGACUAAUUUAUUCUGAUAAGAAUUCGAGGAAUCUAUUCCUGUUUCUUUUACUAAAUUUGUCCUUCGCAUUUGUCGAGUUGUUUUACGGUGUAUGGACGAAUAGUUUAGGUCUAAUUUCUGAUGCAUUCCACAUGUUCUUUGAUUGUACGGGGCUGGUGGCGGGGCUUGCGGCCUCCUUGGUGUCGAAAUGGCGCGCAAACGAACGGUUUUCGUAUGGCUACGCGAGAGCUGAAGUACUGGCUGGAUUUGUAAAUGGCCUGUUCCUGUUGUUUAUAGCAUUUUUCAUAAUGAGUGAGGCUGUGGAAAGAGCUAUUGAGCCACCAGAGGUAAAACAUGAACGUCUGCUGCUGGUAUCGAUACUGGGUUUCCUGGUGAACAUGGUGGGCAUUUACGCGUUCCACCACGGGCACGGUCACGGCCACGGGGGACAUGGUCACUCCCAUGGCGGCCACGGCCAUUCACACAACCACCAUGGUCAUUCCCAUGACGACGACAGCGAGGCCCCUACUGGCGCUGGCUCCGCCAUCAUGAGAGGAGUGUUCCUUCACGUACUGGCUGACACCUUAGGGUCCGUCGGUGUCAUCAUCUCAGCUAUCCUCAUGAGAACGUUCGGCUGGAUGAGAGCCGACCCCAUCUGCUCCAUGGCCAUAGCUCUCCUCAUAGCCGCGAGUGUGAUACCUUUAGUGCGCGACUCCGCGGGCGUGCUCAUGCAACGGACUCCUACCUCACUCGAGCGCGCGUUACCCAACCUUUACACGCGCGUGGUCGGCCUGGCCGGCGUGCACGCGGUCCAUGAACCGCACUUCUGGACGCUGUGUAGUGACGUCCACGUGGGUGCACUUAAAAUAGAAGUAGCCAAGGAAGUGGAUCCUAGGUACGUGACGGAGCAAACGUCGCGGAUCUUCCGCGAGGCCGGCGUCAAACAUCUGACGGUGCAGCUCGACUACUACCCACUCUGAUGAUCACAAAUAUACACAUGCCCACGCAGUGGACCCGUGUUUUGUAUAUAAGGAAAAUAAGUUAAUUAAAUGUACUGUGCAAUUAUGAUUUCGAUUGGAUGAUUGUAAGAUUUAAUUUUUGUAUGUUUUAUUAAUUAUGUUGUGAUGAAGAAAUUCGUUCUAUUUUUUUAACUGUACCCCAAACAUUUCCAUGAAUUUAUUUAUUGGAUACAAUCUGUAUUGCCUUUAAAUUACCUGCUUCAAAAGUAUUGGUUUAUUGUAUAUUAUUAUAGCAUUAAUUGUUUGCUAUGAAGUAUAGCUAUGUGUAGUAUAUUUUUAUAUUAUAUUUAUCAUUUUUAGUUACUUUUUUAUAUUUACCUAACAUUCCAAUUAAUCAGACGUGGAACUUUGUCACAUGGUAACUUUGAACACUGAAAUUGAACAAUAUUUUUGCGACAUCUAUGUGCUACAGGCUGGAAGUAUUGUACAAAAGUAUCGUGUUCUGAUAAUAAGUCGUUAGAAAGAAUGGAAAAUCAAGGCUGUCUUGCAUCACAAGUAAUUGGAAUAUAAUUUGUUUCAGCCCAUCUGGUCUGUAUGUCUAGUACAUAGGCGCGUAGCAGAUUCCCACUAUCCUCUAUUUAUUUUAUAAUUAAAAUAAUAUUGAAUUAGCAAAUUGAUAGCAAAUUGAAAGUUUCUAAUAGUGUAAAUAACUAUGGCUUGCUCUAUCGUUGUUUUUAACUUAUUGUGUAAAACAAUUUAAGUAAUAUUAUAAAUUAAUUUAUAUUUCAACCGCUUGAGAUUUUGCUCAAUCUCCAUGAAAAAAAUGAGCAUAAAAUAAAUAAAAAGUGCAUUUAAAUUCGUGAAAUUUUGAUAAAGUUAUAAAAUCCAUGACCCGCAGUAUUUGUAUAGAGUAAAGAAUUUUAUAGAAAGGCCACAAAUAUUUCGGCUUAGACUAAACUCAGGGAUUUGGCUGUAGGUACUAUGUUUAGUACUUCAAUAGAUAAUAAUUUACGUGAUAGAAUCGCUGUGUAAUUUAAAACCAAUUUUAUAGAGGGCAAAUUAAAUUAAACUAUGAUAAUUAUCCAGCAACUAAGGAACCCUCUAAAACUGUUGCCUACCCCUGACUUUUGAAUAAUAAUUCCUGUUGUAAUCCACCCUUCUUUGCAGAUGAUAGUUUACGAUUUGUGCUUAGCCAUCUUAACGUUCAUUUUAAAGUAGGUAUUGGGUGAAUAAUAGCAGCUACUAAUUAAGGUUUAACUAUAUUUCUUCUAGAUAUCAACCUUCAAACACGUAGCAUUACAUUAUCCGUCCUUGUUUCACUCGUAGAAAGUCCUCAAUUCGUAAACUAUCAUUAAGUUUUAAAAGGGUGGUGAUAUAAUUUCUAAGUGCUAAUGUUUCUGUUUUUAUAUUACAAAGGUACAAUGUUUUGUGAACAUAAGAACCGCUCUUCCAACGAGAUGUGUAUUUGCGAACCCGAAAUCAGUUUCUACGAGAUUAAACAUAAGUUACCGAA
Molecule: messenger RNA, 2838 nt
Organism: Helicoverpa armigera (cotton bollworm)
Lineage: Eukaryota; Metazoa; Arthropoda; Insecta; Lepidoptera; Noctuidae
Gene: ZnT86D
Product: zinc transporter 7
Exons: 3
Coding region: 306-1346 (346 amino acids)
Biological process (GO): zinc ion import into Golgi lumen; intracellular zinc ion homeostasis
Cellular component (GO): Golgi apparatus; membrane; cytoplasmic vesicle
Molecular function (GO): zinc ion transmembrane transporter activity
Source: RefSeq, a predicted model, not a curated record